Molecule: messenger RNA, 1775 nt
Organism: Petromyzon marinus (sea lamprey)
Lineage: Eukaryota; Metazoa; Chordata; Hyperoartia; Petromyzontiformes; Petromyzontidae
Source: RefSeq, a predicted model, not a curated record
AGAUAUUACAUUUCAACUAAGAUAUGCACAGUAUUUUAAAGUAUUCUCUGCUAUGACGAAUCAUUGCUUCUUAUAUAUGUUUUCCUUUUAGGGCACUGCUAUUGAUGCAUUUGUUGUGUUAUUGUCGUGAUACAAGUAUUUUGUGGAAUAGUUGGCCAACAAUGCCCUCCAAGAGGGGCUCGCCAGAACUCCCUCUAGUGGAGGCCCUGCUGCCAGCAGAUGUACGAGUGAGCAAUUUGCAGGGCUGUAUACCACCUACGCUUAAAAAUAUGCGAUCAUGUGGGUACCCGAAUGGAUGACAUCGCUUUUCGCUCUCAUUCCACUUUCCUGUGCUCAGUUCCCCAAUCAACGCAGCUGAAAUAAAACGCGAACCAGGAAGGGGACCUCGGCAGGCCUUGUCGUCUCGCCAGCGAGUGUCAUGAGAGUUGCGCAAUCUGUGGCCGCUGUGCUUGCUCACACUGGUGAGGGACGUGGCGUCGCCAGAAGCUCUGCAGAAGAAGGAAACUAGAAAGAUGUGGCUGCGACUUGAUACACAACUGCUGUCGUUGUGCCUCCUGGCAGCCUGGCAAUGUGGAGCUCUGCAUGUGGUGGUGGACGUGAGCACGGUGGCGGGGGAGGCAACCCUGAGCUGUAAAGUGACCCCGAGCAGCGAGCACAUCGCCGUGAACUGGUACUCCCGCUCGCCGGGGCAGUCCGACCAGGACAAGGUGCUCGUGUGUCACCCGGUGGUUUGGUGGCGGAGCCAGUACACCCGCACGUGCUCCAACGUGCACACGUACCUCGCUGAUGACAACACCUUCGUGUUGAAGGUGCCGAAGGUGACGAGGGAGUGGCAUGGGCAUUACAUGUGCCUCGUGGAGACCUGGCGUUGGAUAAUCCUGGGGCCGAUGUGGACAUUUGUGGAAAAUGCCAGCGCAGAAGUCGUGCUGAUGAGUAGAGGUAGAAACCUUCAGCAACCGAGGAAUGUGACAAAAAAUAGAAAUAUUCAGCCAUCAGUGGAAACUUCAACAAGCAUCGGGCAAGUGAACCGCACGGGCAAUGAAACGCAGUCACUUGUGCCCACUGUGUUGCUGUGCGGCAGCCUGCUUCUGACAGUGGCAGCGUUACCCUGUGUGUGCUGCUGUGUCAUGAAGAAAUUGCUAUUGCAAAAAGAUGAAGAAUCAUCAGUGGAUCAGCCAGAACAUCUGAGUGACAAAGAAAAAGAACAUCCAGAAAAUGUGUACGAUAAGCCUCAAGGCCCUAAAGCGCCCAUCCCUGCCGUUGUCGCUAAGGAAGAUCGCAGCGAGUACGUUGAGAUGUCAAGUUGCAGUGUGCACGUGGAUAAAAACGAUUACCAGGUGAUGGGACCUCACAUUUGCAAACCGUCACUUAGCAACUAUUUAAACAAAUGAUAUAGCAUCUGGCUGUGAUUCGCAAAAGCAGGUCAUUACCCCACAGGAUUAAUUAGGCACAGGAUCAUUGGUUUGGGUUGUGCCUUGCUUUCCCCCUGCGUUUUUCCUGUGUAGUGAGCAGUUCAAGUGGUUGGCCCACAAUUUGGGGGCUCAGAAAAAUGUAACUGCACGAUAUUUUUUGGGCAUGGAAAUACAACACGGUUGUGGCAUACGGUUCUCACUGUUGCCACUGUUAAUGUGGUGUUGUUAUUAUUCUUGUGUUGUUUUGUAACUGUGCAUGAAGGUUGUCUUAAAUAUUGUCAUAUAUAAUAUGCUCGAAGGUCUAUUUUAUUAACAUUCUCGAUGAUGUUACCGUUUUACUGCCGACACUAUAUAUGAACUGCA